AUGGAGCAAGAAGCGCAGGAAAACACGACGGCUGCUGUAAAGGUUUCGACGAAAGAAAGUGGCGACGACAUGACGAACAUCGCCGUAGCUGAUCUGGACUCGUACGUUAAUGUUGAACUCAGCACAGAAAACAACGCAGCUGGACAUAAUGUGCUUGAUAUAACUCAAGCUCUGUUUCAGAAUGAAGAUGAGGCAGAGGAAGGAGAGAGUGAUGAUCAUGAGGACGGGGACGACAGUGGCACGGACCACUUUAACGCUGAUAAGUCAGGGACCCAGCUGCAGAGAUGUGAGCGCCAAGGAGGGGCCAACUCAAACCUGCCCGACACCUUCCAGACAGGACACCUGCUGUUCUACGAGAGGUUCAAAGCGUUCCAGGACUACAUACUGGGUGACUGUAAGCCCUCAGAGGUGAAGGACUUCACAGCAGACUACCUGGAGAAAGUUGUGGAGACAUGUGAUUGGCAGGCUGUGUGGUCUACAGAUGUGUUUGAUGUUCUGGUGGAGGUGUGUGAUGUGGAGUUUCCGGAUCUGAAGGCGUGUGUGAAGCCGGUGCUGCCUCUGCAGUUUGAGUCCAGAGGCUGCGAGCUCAACGAGGAGACUAUGAACACUCUGCUGGAGGCGACUCGACACAAGCUGCCCCUGCAGGAGCUCCAGGUGGUCUAUGAGGAGUCUGGAGACUUUGACCAGACCGCCCUCGCCAUUGAGCACCUCAGAUUUUUCUACAAGCACAUCUGGAGGCAGUGGGACGAGGAAGAUGAAGAUGAUGACUUUGACUACUUUGUCCGUUGUGUGGAGCCUCGUCUAAGGCUCUACUACGACAUGUUGGAGGACAGAGUCCCAUCAGGCCUGGUGGUAGAGUACCAGUCCUUACUGGAAAACUGCUCCCAAUGCUUCCAGCAGUUCUUGGCGCUGCGCAGCUCCCUCAGCAGCGACUCUGACUCUGAGCCAGACAACGUGUCCAUGGUGGAGGGCCUGAAGCUCUGCGAUCAGCUGGAGACAUUCAAACGCAAGCUGCACAUCAUCGAGAACCCCUUGUUGAGGUAUGUGCUGGGCUACAAGGGUAACAGCAGGCAGCAGAGUGUGCAGUGUCGUGGACCGAGAGCUUCAGGUGUUAAGGUGGUCCAUGUGGUCACAGCAUCCUGCACCAGCUUUCAGCUCCAGUCCCUCCUCAAUGACCGACUGCUGCCUCAGUGCUCCUCUGAGGACACUGAAAUCCAGUUCCACAGAGAGCCUGUAUCAGCAGUGGAGUCAUGCUAUCAGGGUGACGUGGUCAUUAUUCUGCCGGGGAACUACAGUGUUACCAGCUCCAUCUUCCUGCCAGACUCCAUCAGUAUAGAAGGUUUCGGGCUCCCUGACGAAGUGGUGAUAGAGAAGAAAAACAAAGGGGACUCUUUCGUCGAGUCCACGGGAGGCGACGUCAGAAUGUCCAACAUCAAGUUCAUCCAGCACGACGCCAUCGAAGGCAUUCUGUGUGUGCGUCAGGGGAAUCUGACCAUGGAGAACUGUGUGAUGCAGUGCGAGACCACCGGAGUCAUCGUCCGAACAUCUGCCCACCUCACCAUGAACAUGUGUGACCUUUAUGGCUCCAAGGGGGCUGGUAUAGAGAUUUACCCCGGCAGUGUAUGCAGUCUGGUCGGCAACGGCAUCCACCACUGUAAGGACGGGAUCCUCAUCAAGGACUUUGCUAAUGAGCUGGACGUGAUGCCGUCCAUCACCAUGGAGAACAACGUAAUCCACAACAACGAAGGCUAUGGGGUGAUUCUAGUGAAAACAGGAAACGGCGAGGAUCAAAAAGUUCCUAACGACAAAAGUGAAGAAGACCUUGCAAAAGAAGAUGCUGGACAGACCGCCGAGCACCUCAGCAUCACAUCAACAGCCCCGAGCAGCAGCAGCAGCAGCAGCAACUCAGUGUCCACAGAGAACAGCAACAACGGCGCAGACGGUGACGCAACCGCCACCUCAGGCAGGAAGUGGCAGUUUGGCCGGCAGCUGAGCAGAAACAAGGAGGCGUCCUGCAGCCGAGCCGUGCAGAACCUGAUGGACCACGAGAUAUUCGUCUCUAUCCAGGGAAACCAGUUCAGACGCAACGGCAUGGGCGACUUUGGCACUUUCUUCUGCUGAGAAACUAUUUGAGACUGUCUGUAACUAACGUCUUUUUAAGAGCACCAAACAUCAGAGUAUUUUUGAGCAACAGCUGAAUAUUUUAAAAUGUAUAUUGCUGAAAAAUAUUUUCAGAUGUCGACUGAGCUGAUUCAGAGUUUAGAUGCUCUGUAAAUGCUGUGAGCAUGAUGUGAUGAGUUAAGCUGCUUACACACACACACACACACACACACUUCCUAUUGAAGCAAUGAUGAAUGACCCCCUCUUGAACUUGCACGAAUGCUUUUAUCUUAUUUAUUCCUCUGUGCUCUCAACUCAGAAGUGUGAAGCGUUUUUAUUUUUGUUUUUUUUUAAUGCAUUAUUAGUUUCUGAUACACUCGUCACUUUGAAUGCAGUUUUGGUGGCGAGACUAAAAUCUAAUAAAUUUGGGUUAUCUUUAAGGUGGUUGCUUGUUGAAACCAGUGCACUGUUAACAACACUGAGUUCUUUGUUCACAAAAAUAUGCUUUAUUUCCACUGUUAUGAGUUGUAUAUAUAAUAUUCACUUGGUGCCUCAGGUUUUAAAAGUUUGUAUUUUAUAGUAGUGUGAAGUCUUAGAAAUACUCAUGUUGUCUGAAACUAACAGCCAAGUGAAACUAAAGUGAGAGGUUUAUAUUUAGAUCAGUGCAACAGAGUUAGUCUUAGAUUGAACUAUUCCUGCUACUUCUAGAAAUUGUUAAAAUAAUGAAUUUCCUGGAUUAAAAAGUGGCCUUUGAUUACAUCAUAUUCCUACAGUGUAUAUCGGUUAUGAUACAUGCUGUAAAACACAUUUAAUGUGAAUUACACACACUAGCUGUCUGAAUUUGUUUUAAAAUUAUUUGCACUAAAGUCAUCUAAAGAAUGUAGAUAUGACAUCAAUGAGUCAUCAUGACUUUACAUGGACCUCUGCCUUGCAAUAGCUGGAUAUCCUCCACAAGACCAAAAUAUGAAAAAUUAUGUUAAAAAAAAUCAAAAUCGAAGUUAUAAUUUUUCUGAUAAUCAGCAUACUCGGCAUCAACGCUGUGACAGUUUCAAAUAAAUGUAACAAAUAAAAACUUGUCAGGCUAAUGUUUCCAUGUUGACAUGUUCUUUUCUGUAGCAGGAACACAUGACUAAUGAACAGUCAUUUUACUCACCAUCACUAAACAGUAGCCUUUAUAACUGACUUGGCAUUCAUUUGGACAGCCU
Messenger RNA from Scomber japonicus (chub mackerel), 3305 nucleotides. RefSeq names its product SHC SH2-domain binding protein 1 (gene shcbp1). The record is from RefSeq and is a predicted model, not a curated record. Bases 1 to 2121 code for a protein of 706 amino acids. Gene Ontology annotation, biological process: fibroblast growth factor receptor signaling pathway. Lineage: Eukaryota; Metazoa; Chordata; Actinopteri; Scombriformes; Scombridae. The transcript is spliced from 13 exons.